AGUCCGAAGAAGAAGAAGAAGCUUGACUGGUGUAAAGUGCAGAGAACAGAUGCUGUGAAAAGACGAACCCGCUUCUGUGUGUGUAUGUGUGUUUUCUGGCUUGUUGGCCAGCAGAAUGAGAUGAAAUGGACUCCGUAACUUCUUCUGCAGCUGAGGAGGACGAAUGUGCCAAUACGGAGGCUUGGUGUUUAAUGCGAGUCGGGAGAAAUUCAGACUGGCUUCUCUUGCUCGACAACACAGAGAUCACGAUUGGACGUGGUUUAGAUGUCACUUAUCAGCUCUUGUCUCCAAGUUGUCCUUUAAUGAUCUCCAGGCUGCACUGUGUUUUCAAACAAAUGGAAGAUGGGCAGUGGACAGUGACAGACAGGAAGAGUCUUAAUGGUGUGUCGGUGAAUGGAAAGCGCAUACCCGCUGAGGCAGUCCAUCGCCUCAGGCUCGGGGACUCGGUGCAGCUUGGGGUCCCCAUAAUCGGAACCAAAGUGGAGUAUGAGUACCUCCUUGUUCAGCGUCCCCUUAAAGACAUUAAACCUUUCCUAGCCAAGGUGCACAGCAGUGAUGCCAAAACAGCCCUCAUAUCCAAGAAGACCAAGAGGAAAUUCAACAUGGAUGAAGUUGAGCCGUCAACCUCAUCGAAGCCCAAGCUGUAUCGCUGCUCAUCCUCAGACAAGUCUUUUGCACAGCCUUGCCCUCCAGUCCAACACCAACAGAGGCCCAGUACCAGCCAGCCAGAGGAAACUGGAUCCAGCGCAGAAGUCCAAGCAGCAGACCCGCCUUCACAUAGCCUCAGCUGUCCCAGUGACCUGGACAAUUUGCAGAUGUACAGCCAGAACAUCCUGAUGCUGCGGGAGCGGGUCGACGACACACGGCGGCGGGUGGAGUCCCUGGAGGGACAGCCGCAGCAGGGCGACCCGCUGAAGGUGGAGCAGGUCAGGGAGCUGCAGAGCCAGCUGGAGACACUCAGGGCCAAGAUGCACAGGAUGGAAACGUUAGAGAGGUCCUUCAGUGAAACAAAGAAGCAGCUAGAGGCACAGAAAACAUGCCAGGAAGAGAAGCUUUUGAAGAAGCAGCUGGAAGAGGCCUUGCAGGAGCAAAAGAAAGUAAUAGAAGAGCUCGCCCUUUCUCGGCAAGGCUUUGAAGAGAUUCUCUUGGCCAAAAACAAAGAGCUGGAAGUAACCAAGGAAGAGAAGGAGAAGGCAAGAGCCCAGAAAGAAGAAGUAGUCACCCAAGUGACGGAGGUGUUGGAGAAUGAACUUCAGUGCAUCAUUUGCUCUGAACUUUUCAUUGAAGCAGUCAUCCUGAACUGCGCUCACAGCUUCUGCUUGCACUGCAUCAGUGAGUGGCGUAAAAGGAAAGACGAAUGCCCCAUCUGCCGACAGGUCAUUCAGUCUCAGACCCGCUGCCUGGCUUUGGACAACUGCAUCACCAGCAUGGUAGACAACCUGAGCCUGGAUAUGAAGGCCAGGCGACAGACACUCAUCACUCAGAGGAAAGCUGCCAGCCCCGCAGUGGUGAUGGUGAUUCAUGAUGACGACAGUAGCGUGAGCAGCGACAGUGAAGGGAGCUUGUUGUCCAUGGAUAGUAGCCUCAGCUCUGUGGUCUCUGUGGACACAGACAGCAGCAUUAACUCGGACUCCAUCCCAUUCAACGAUAGUUUUUUCCACAGUAGUUACUCGGAUGAAAGCGUUGAAAGUGUUGACUCUGAAGAUUAGGCUUUUUUUUUCUGUGGCCUAUGAUGUGAUGGGAUUACAAAUUUUUUUGGUGUCAAAGUUGUCAUUUCCUUGACAUCAGAAAUUGCAGGCAAGGUUUGGUGUCAGUGGGAGUCCAGCGCCUGGAUUCACCCAAGGUUCAUGUUUUUCAUUUUGUAAUAUAAUUAGUUGUUUGUCUUAUUUUAUUUGUUAACUUUCAACAAAAGGAAUAAAGUGUCUUCCUAUGGAAUUUCACUCUCAAAGUCAAUGCCUGCCUUUAUGUUUUGAUAGAGAUGUUGACUUUCUAUAAGCAUUAAUUUCUUGUGCUUUAAAUGAGGUGGUAAACUUCAUCUGGUACCAGAAAUAAACCUGUUCUUUGAUGAUACAUGACCUCACAAAAUAAGAUGUGAAUGACCUUUGAAGAAAUAAAGGAAUAAA
Messenger RNA from Myripristis murdjan (pinecone soldierfish), 2123 nucleotides. It is a transcript of the gene rnf8, whose product is annotated as ring finger protein 8, E3 ubiquitin protein ligase. NCBI's taxonomy places the organism in Eukaryota, Metazoa, Chordata, Actinopteri, Holocentriformes, Holocentridae. Gene Ontology annotation, molecular function: histone binding; ubiquitin protein ligase activity. The transcript has 9 exons. Bases 126 to 1709 code for a protein of 527 amino acids. The record is from RefSeq and is a predicted model, not a curated record. Gene Ontology annotation, cellular component: cytosol; nucleus; ubiquitin ligase complex. Gene Ontology annotation, biological process: ubiquitin-dependent protein catabolic process; protein K48-linked ubiquitination; double-strand break repair.